GGACCCCGAUUUUCUAAAAUCCAUUCUCCCCUUAUCCGAUGAGCUUAAUGAAGUCCUAAAGGACAUCUUCAACCUUGAUCCGGAAAAACGAAUCUCACUCGAGGAGCUCCGAGAACGUAUCCUGGCAUGUCACAGUUUUACCGUGUCGGAAUACGACACCUAUUACAAGCCUUCCUCAAAGGUUGUCGAUCCUUAUCACCAACAACAGCAUGUGGAGAUCGAUGUCUGUGAAGAAUUUACCGCAACUGCUCCGCAAAAACAUCUCAAUCGCUCAUCCACGAAUUCUUCGGCCACCGCUUGUUCGUGGUAUUCGAUGAAUUCCGAGAUGGACUUUUCCAUACCACCUUCCGAAUUCUUGGAUGAUUAUGAUCGUUGCUCGACCUCGACCGGUUCUUCUUCGUCUCUGUCAACACUAGCAACCAGCCAGCCCGAUCUACUCAAGUGCAUUGAUCCGGCCAUACGUCAUCACCUCUUACCCAUAUGGGUUAUUCUCGCCGAGGAAAAGCUUACACCGAGAAAGGUUUUAUGCUCGGACCUCUUGUUCAAUGUUCCGAUAAAGAAGGAAUACCGAAAAAUCCUAUCGAAAGAAGCCCAGGCACCCGAUCUUUACAAAGAGGCACACGCGGAAAAAGGAGAGUAUGACGACUUAGAAGCCAUUAAUAGCGAAGUUUCCUUUAUAGGAAAGGUGAAAGGAGAGGAGGACGAUGAAAAAAAAAAAAAAGCCACAAAACAGAUGAAGUUUAAGCCGAAUCCUUUCCAUAAGGUUCUAAAAGAACGGGAGCGCGCAAAACGCGACAAUCAGACCAAGACGGAGGCAAGUUUCAUGAAAAUGAUAUUUACGGAAUCGCUUUCUUG
Molecule: messenger RNA, 855 nt
Organism: Acaulospora morrowiae
Lineage: Eukaryota; Fungi; Glomeromycota; Glomeromycetes; Diversisporales; Acaulosporaceae
Source: the annotation of a GenBank genome assembly